UUAUAUUGAUCACUAGACUAGAGAAGUCUAGACGCUCUCAAAUCAUGAUCGUCCACCAUUUGUGUUUUUUUUAUAUUGAUCACUAGACUAGAGAAGUCCAGACCAGUCCUCAAAUCGAGUUCUGAGAAAGGAAGGCUCUGCAAGAAACGUUAUAUAUAUAUAUAUAUACACACGGCGCAUUUGAUACUGUACCGAACUGCAUAGACUAUAGGCUCACGAAAGAAUGCCAAUAGCUGCAGCUCCAUUGGACACCGAAUCGAUGUCGACCAUAGUUGAAAUGGAAGGUACGAUGGAGCGACUUGUAAACAAGAUUAAAUCUGAAGACAUGGUGAAGUUAGAGAGGAAGUAUGGUGUCCACAUUGAUGUGAGCUGUGGUGCAAGCAUACAGCAUAGCUAGGAGGUGCUCUGAUUUUGAGUGGGCUAACAUUGAUUCUCAUCAUUGUCUUCUUCUCCUCCUCCUGCUCUUCCUCCUUCUCGUCUUCUUACUCAUCCUCCUCAUCGUCGUUCAGCUUUAUUGUCCAAUGGAGGAGGAGGAGGAGUUGAUAAUAACCAAGUGGUGAUCCUACAAAAGAAGGCACUUGAGGUGCUGGAAAAAGCCUGUGAGAGACUGAGACAUAAGCUUGUCACAAGUGUCGAUGCGAAGGAGACUUGUUUGGAUAAAUUUGGAUAUAUGCUCUAUCGCUCACGUGUUGAAUUGAAUGAAAUUAAAAAAGAGAAGGAUCAUACCAGCCAAAUUUUUAUUCUAUCUGGAGAUAGAAAAUAAAUAUGCAGAAGUGAUAUGGGAUAGAUAUUUGAAGCAGUGGAAGCAGUUUCAGGAGACAGCAAGACAAAGGUUUGUGGAGAUUUGCAUGUUGAAACAGGUGCAUAUGGAGCUACUGCAACAUCUGGAUUUAGAAUCAGCGCAGGAGAUGGUUCCCUCUUCUGAAGAGUUUAAAAAAUUGUGACACUAUGACUAAACUCUUUCAAUCAACUAGUGAAAACUUCAAGUUCGCCUUAACUGUUCAUUUACGUAGGAUUGCAGAGGUGCAUAUGCUUUGGUCCAUUUCAGCGUAGGCCUUGGGUUGUCUAGGCUUUGCGUGGUUUCCUAAUGUUAUGAUAUAAUUGUGAUAAAUUUUGGUUUUACCAUGUCUUCUGUGUAGGUAGCAAGCCUUGUGACUGGCGUUCCUGUUUCUUGGAUUCUGUUUAAUUAUAAGCCACCAUUGGUGACACUUUAACACGAUCCGAGUGAACUGUUGGUUGAACAUAAUCAUGUUAUUGAAAAAAUCUCCAGUGUUUUGUUGAUGUCUAGGCAUGAUGGAAGUAGGCGCCGUCCCAUUGGAUCAUUUCUCUUCCUGGGUCCUUGUCAUAGCAGGUCAAAAGCGCUUGUUGGCGAACUUGUGUGGCACAUGUUUGACAGCAGAGACGCAGUGAUAAGAUUCGACAUGUCAGAAUACAGGGAUUUACAUUCCGUUGGAUGUGACUCAUGCAUUCUUGGUAUUCGCUCCAGUGGAUACAACCUUGAGGGGCAUGGGGUGGGUGGGAAGCUUAUAGAGGCUGUUAAUAAUAGGCCUUUUUGUGUUCUUUUGUUUGACAAUGUUGACAAGGUCAAUAACUAUGCCAUUGACAUUCUUCUUGACAUCUUGAGACAUGGUAGUCUAAUAGACAGACAGGGAAAUGAAGUUGACUUCACCAAAUCAUUGGUUAUCAUGACUUCAGAUGUUGGAAAGGGUUUAUUCCAGCAUUGGCUCUGCAAUUGUUUGGAGAAGGUUCCAAGUUGCACAACUUGUACCAUGUAUGGGUUCUAUGUUCAUGCUAUUUGGAAAGGGGAACGUGCUUGUGGUUGCCUCCCUGUUCUCGGAGAGGCAAAAAAGAGGUUCAAAGGUGAAUUGCUUGAACUUUUGGAUGAUGUUAUCGUUUUCAAUAGCCUUUCCCUGCCACAUCUCAAUGCAAUUGCGAGGAUUAAGAUUAGGGAAAGAGCAUAUCACAUAGGGAAAUAUGAUCUCAUUGUUUACCCAUCGCAUGCUACAUUAAGAAGUAUCAUUUUUAAGUCUUCUUGUUUAACAUUAGGCGUAGAAGGUUUGAAGAUUUGGCUAGAGAAGAAUGUUGAUCCUGUGCUUUCUGAGAUGGUAUCUGAGAACAAAAUAAAUGCUAACUCAACAAUUUAUAUUGAUUCCCUUACGGGAACGGAUGAGUUGUCUUACAGAAAGGAGAACAGAAGAUUUCCAUUGGGCGAUGAUAUUUCCAGCCGGUUCAAAGAAUCUUUAAAAGAAUUGAGACGUGUGUACUUGAAAGAGAAGGAAUAUGUCAACAAUUUUUACACUUUAUGGAAAGCAUACCUUGAAUUGAUAACUACACUGGAUUCACAAAAUAGAGCCGAUCCAAAUGAUAUUACUCUGGCAGUUCGUCAUUUGGGUGAUAAGGUGGAUGGUCUCAUAAAUACAGCUAAAAACAACUUAGUGUGCAAUGAUGAUAAAUUGGCACCAGUGAAUUUCUUGAAUGAAGAAGCAGAAUCUAGUUAUAGAGAGCAGGGUGGUGAAAGGGCUAGCGGUAGGUUGGAGGGUCUUCGAACAAUAUUAUAUGGUAAUUUGGAGGGAAAAUAUCAGGCAAUUGAUGUUGUAGCAGAGGCUGUAUGGAGCUCUAUUGAUGCACCUCAUAGUUUGCCGCAUCAUCCUGUCAAGUCUUUUCUAUUCUUGGGUCUCACAUGUGUUGGUAAAGCAGAUCUCGUAAAAGGUCUUGCUGAGCUCUUUGGUACUGAUGACGAGGCACAGAUGGUGACUGAAAUCAACAUGCAAGAAUAUAGUGAUCCUGAUUCAUUUUUUCAGCUGAUGGGUGGAUCUUUGGACCUGCCAUUGCAUCAUAGCCAUGAGCAACAUGGUUUGGGGCUCCUUGAGGCCAUCAAGAUGAAGCCAUACCGUGUUCUCCUUGUUGAUCAGAUUGAAAAAGCCCAAAUGUCUGUUUUCGGUACGUGCUCUACUUUCAGUGCUUGGUACAUAAGCGGAUGCAUUGUUGAUUUAUGUAACACUAUCGUUAUUAUUACGUCGGAUUUGGGAAAUAAGCGAAUACUUGCUAGUCUUGUCGGACAUGCUGCUCAAGUUAUUUCUGAAGAAGAUGGGGUCAAUAACAAGUUGAACUUCUGGAUAUAUAUAUAUAUAUGUAAAAUGAGGGUUGGCCUUAGCGCAACGGUAAGGCUGUUCCAGUGUGACCUGGAGGAAGGAAAAAAAUUUAGAUUUUAGUUACUGAAUCGGAUAGAUGAGAUUGUUAUGUUCAAUCCAUUUGCUGUGGAGCAGCUGAGAAAAUGUUCCAGGUUAUCAUUGAGGGCCGGUUGUCAUCUAGAAGAGGGAUUAAAUUCUUUUUUCCCAUCGAACCUCUCUGAUCUGUUUUCAAAAUUCAGGGAUUCACUUGGUGAAAGGUUAAGCAUGGAGUUUGCGGUGUCCCAACUCUCAAAUAAGCUGAUUGGGAAUCGGAGCAGCAACGUUGUUCAGUCUAGCAGGAGUGGUUUGCAGGAGUGUCUUGCAGCCAAGACUAUGAGCAGAUGUCAUCAAUCAACACCCUUUUUGCCGUAUACUCCUCUUAUGGCGUUGUGCUAAAGUAGGACACUCUCUUAUGAGUGUGUUUGGCUCUCUAAUAUUAUGCUAGCUUUCAUUUGCAAAUAGGCUCGGGAGUUGGGAUUAUCUAAAGCGUAAAUCUAUAGAAACUGCGUGGAAUGGAAAAUUUUCAUGUUUAGAUUAAAUGAUGAUUCACUGUCAAGAACAAGAGAGAACAAUUUUGUAGAGAAUGUAAUGGAAACGAAUUGGUAUAUAUUGCCUCAAUGUUCUGUAAAUUGCUUGGUGCGACCUGUCAUGGGAAAUAAACAAUUGAAAACACUUUUACAAAGUUCUUUCGAGCACCAGGACAAAGUGGUACUUUUAUA
Cornus florida is the source of this 3889-nucleotide messenger RNA. Its product is annotated as chaperone protein ClpB1-like. Gene Ontology annotation, biological process: cellular response to heat. Gene Ontology annotation, molecular function: ATP binding; ATP hydrolysis activity. The record is from RefSeq and is a predicted model, not a curated record. Bases 1281 to 3212 code for a protein of 643 amino acids. Gene Ontology annotation, cellular component: cytoplasm. The transcript is spliced from 10 exons. Lineage: Eukaryota; Viridiplantae; Streptophyta; Magnoliopsida; Cornales; Cornaceae.